GACGGCCGCUUCGUCAACAGCUUGACUACGCGUGCAGAGGAGCACAAAAGCGAGGGAAUCUACCUCCGGAACAUCGACCUCAACAAGGCCGUGUUCGUCGCCUUUCAUGAUGCCGCUUGGGCAAAUGCGGAGCUCGAGGAGACCGAAGAAGGCUUUCGGUUGACGACGGAGGAGAUCCAGGCGCGGACCUUCAACGAGCUCUACACGGACGAGAGACCUAGAAAGGCGAAGCGGACGGGGUCCAAGGUCGCUUCUCAGAUCGGCCACCUGGUGAUGCUCUUCGACGAGAAGUUUCUCCUCGGCGAGAAGGCCCAAGGGAGCAUCCUCGAGUGGAGGAGCCAGAGCUGCAAGAGGGUGUGCCGCUCCACGUUCGGCGCGGAGACGAUGGCGGCGAUCGAGGGACUGGAAGGAGCCCAGUACAUGAGGGCUCUACUGGCAUCUUUGCUGGCCGGAGAGCUAGUGAAGCACGAGGAGGCCAGAAAGAGAUGGAGGCUCCUGUGCGUCACGGACUGCAAGUCCCUGUACGACUACCUGCACAAGACCGGAGCGCCUAAGAUCCCCAGUGACCGCAGGCUCGCCAUCGAUUUAGCCGCUUUUCGACAGGAGCUAGCUUUUGAGAGGUGGGCGUCUAAGGCCCCUCUUCAGUGGAUUCCGACUUCUUUCCAGCUGGCUGAUCCACUCACCAAGCCGAUGCGGGCUGGCUAA
Symbiodinium sp. CCMP2456 is the source of this 705-nucleotide messenger RNA. NCBI's taxonomy places the organism in Eukaryota, Dinophyceae, Suessiales, Symbiodiniaceae. The record is from the annotation of a GenBank genome assembly.